This is a messenger RNA of Vigna radiata var. radiata (mung bean), 1079 nucleotides long. RefSeq names its product jasmonate O-methyltransferase-like. Gene Ontology annotation, biological process: methylation. The transcript is spliced from 2 exons. Gene Ontology annotation, molecular function: S-adenosylmethionine-dependent methyltransferase activity. NCBI's taxonomy places the organism in Eukaryota, Viridiplantae, Streptophyta, Magnoliopsida, Fabales, Fabaceae. The coding region runs from base 341 to 667 and encodes 108 amino acids. The record is from RefSeq and is a predicted model, not a curated record.
AAAAGCCGUUUAACUUUAGAUUACGUGGCACGGCCAACCACUUCAUUAGUCUUACAUGGCAUUGAAAAUGAAUUUUAUAUUAAAAAUUUGGAUUACAAUGUGGGCAUAAUCAGAUUUUAGGAAGGUCAAAGUGGGCAAAACGAGUUAUGUGUUUCAUUAGUUAAAUCUGCAGAGGAAACAAUCUGAAACGCAGAGAAUCAAAUCCCUAAUUCCCAUUUGAAUCAAUCUACAGAUGAAUCAAAUCCACUUUUCCAGAUGAAUCAAAUCCCUAAUUCCCUGAUGAAUCAUACAGGAGCCAUUUUUCCCUUUUCGUCACACCUUCAACUUCAACACACUUACCAUGCAAACAGCCACAAGGAAAGAAAUGGAAACUUAUGAACUCUUCCACAUGAACAAAGGCGCAGGCGAAACUAGCUAUGCCAUGAACUCUUCCGUUCAGAACACAAUUAUCUCUUGUGCAGAGGCAUGGAGAAAGAAAGCCAUUGUGCAGAUUCUGUGCACGAGUUGGCCUGAGAAGAUGGGCAUUGUUGAUAUGGGUUGUUCCUCCAGCCCUAAUGCCUUGAGGGUGAUUUCUGAGAUCGUGGAUGGCGUCUACGCGACCACGCGUCUGUUGGAGUGGUCGCCGCCGGAGUUGGUGGUGCAUUUGAACGACCUCUUCGCCAAUUAAUCAAAUCCCUAAUUCCAAUUUAAAAAAAAAAAACCUAAUUUGAAACAGCAACCAAGAACGCGAUCCCCACCACCCACGAGAACGACCACUGAGAUGCCGAAACAAACCCUCCCUCUUUGCACCACGAAUCGGACCGACCAACGUCCUUGUGUAGUCGUCGCGACCUUGCUGUACCAUCGAUUUGUUAUCUUCCGUUGCACCUCCACAAGGUCUUUGUCUCUGCUCGAAAACGCAAAAUAUUAUUGCUCCCAACGUUGAGUCUGUUCGCGUUAGUGAAAGGGAAGAAGCUUCAAGCUUCUAAAGUUCUGCGUUUAACUGGAACAGAGAAGAAGAGAUGGGAAAGAGUUUUCCCUUACGCCACCUAAGGGCUAAAUUUAGAUUUUAGCAUUUUCCUACUUUGCCCUUAUGUGAA